Messenger RNA from Haliotis rufescens (red abalone), 4219 nucleotides. Its product is annotated as probable C-mannosyltransferase DPY19L1. The record is from RefSeq and is a predicted model, not a curated record. Gene Ontology annotation, molecular function: mannosyltransferase activity. Bases 233 to 2362 code for a protein of 709 amino acids. NCBI's taxonomy places the organism in Eukaryota, Metazoa, Mollusca, Gastropoda, Lepetellida, Haliotidae. The transcript has 22 exons. Gene Ontology annotation, cellular component: nuclear inner membrane.
CGUAACCCACGCAUGUCUUGCUUUGAGACGAGUGAACGAGCUAUGCUGUGCUGAAAGUGUAUCAUUCAUAGCUGUUCAUGCAACAUAUAAUUUGUAGCAUUUAUUGGUGACAGUGAAAUGAGAUAAUAUCACAUUCAAAUUAAUACUUGUAUAUUUGUGAAGUCUGUUUGAUGGAUUAGAUUGUAAAAUAUUGCGCAAGGAAAGUAGUAUAUACAUUAUUUGACGUUUCAAGAUGGCGGGGAAUCGACGGCAAGGAUCUACCGGCGAUCAUCGUAGUUCGUUUAAGCAUGGCAAAAGCAAGUACAACAGGUCUUCUGAGUCAAGAGAGAGAGAAAAGGAAAAUGGAAACUCAACGGGCAUUGUCUACAAACUGUUUCUUGUGGCUGUCGCCAUUGGAAUUGCUGUCACCCACAGGAACCACAUUGCCACCAUGUUUGAGAAGGACCGCCACUUCUCCCAUCUGUCCACGCUUGAAAGGGAGCUGGCGUUCAGGACGGAGAUGGGCCUGUACUACUCCUACUUCAAGACGUUGAUCCACGCGCCAUCAUUCAUGGAAGGUCUCAAUCAAAUCAUGUACGACAACGUCACAGAGUAUCCUCAGACCAUCAAUGUCCUCAAAAGAUUUAACUUGUACCCGGAGGUUGCUCUCAGUAUCGGCUAUCGUAUAUACGAAGAUGUUAACGCGCGUCUGAAUCGUCAAACCAAGAUGUGUUGGCAGGUGAACCGAGGAGAAGGGAAGACUCCUGUCCAGAGCUGUGAAGGCAUGGGUGAACCAUCUUACUUCUAUGUGGAAUCAGCCUUCGCUCUCAAUGGUAUAAUGAUGGGCAUCUUCUUCCUCUUCGGGACGUACCUCAGUGACAGGAUGAUUGGUGGUAUCCUCACUGUGGCCUGCUACUUCUUCAACCAUGGAGAGGCCACCCGAGUACAGUGGACGCCACCCCUCCGAGAGAGCUUCGCUUACCCCUUCCUUGUGUUCCAGAUGCUGCUGGUUACAUUUACACUGAGGUGCAAGUCCCCAAACAUCUACCACAGCGUGGCUAUAGCCCUUGCCUCUGUGUGCUUCAUGCUGCCGUGGCAGUUUGCCCAGUUCGCCCUGCUGACCCAGGCCAUGUCAGUGAUGGGAACAUACGUCCUGCAGUACAUCGAUGACAGGAAGCUCAAAGUCAUCCUCUCUGGACAGUCACUGGGCCUGGCCAUCAGUUAUGUGCUGCUGUUCGGCAAUGAGAUGCUGCUGACAUCAUUCUAUGCAUCCUGUCUGAUCUCCAUGUGGAUCAUUCUAUUCCUUCGUCCAGUCCUAGAUAAACUACAUUUUAAGAUCAUCAUUAUGGCUGUGCAAAGUAUACUCUUGGCAAUCGGAACAGUCUGCAGUAAAAUAGUGGUCGGAAAGCUGCUGAAUAUUGCUGAUGAUGCUCACAUAGGGGAAAUCUUCAGAAGCAAGUUUUCUGACUUUAAAAACUUCCACACCAUGUUGUAUACUUGUGCCAAGGAAUUUGAUUUCAUUGAAGAAAUAACAAUAUGGAAGUUUAUGUGGACCCUACUGCUGCCUUGUUCCAUGGUCGUAUUUGUCACAGCUGUGUUCUUUAUAUUAAAAUCUGAAUACUCUCAGUGGAAGAACCCGGUUGUGGCUAACGGCUCUGCUGUGCAUGCCAACACUGCAGAGAGUCAGGGAAGGAACAGACCUGAUGCAGAGCUGGUGUACCACCUGUUCCAACAAAUUGCCUUCGCCACGAUGGCCAUCAUGAUCAUGAGGCUGAAGCUGUUCUGGACUCCGCACCUGUGCCUCCUCACGUCACUUCUGGCCUCCAAGAAGUACUUUGGCUGGUGUGGCCGUAAGGAGGCCCACUUCGCGAUGCUGGCGGUGGUGUUGGCGGGGAUGGCGUACACGGGGAUACAGAACCUGCAGCAGCAGUGGAGCAUCAUGGGAGAGUUCAGCAACUACCCAAUGGAGGACCUGGUCGACUGGAUCAACGACAAGACACCAAAAAAUGCUGUAUUUGCUGGUCCGAUGCCAACAAUGGCUACAAUUAAGCUGUGCACCCACCGACCAAUUGUCAACCACCCCCAUUAUGAAGAUGCAGGACUACGGGAAAGGACGAAGGUGGUGUACAGUAUCUUCAGCCGGAAGCCUGGAGAUGAGGUCGUGAAGGGCCUCAAGGAGCUGAAAGUGGAUUAUGUCAUCUAUGAAAACUCAUGGUGUGUCCGCCGAACCAAAGAGGGUUGUUCUAUGCCAGAGAUCUGGGACACGGAAGAUAUUGAGAAUCGAGGAAAGACACCCUUCUGUGAUAUCCUCCGAGACCACCCAGAGCCCUACUUCAAACAAGUCUACAUGAACCCGGUGUACCAGGUGCUCCAGAUAGUGUGAGCCAUAAACAAGACCUUACACAAUCCAUCCUCACUAUGUUUGUAAACAGUACGUUCCUCCAUCAACCGUGAGACACAUCUGUAUGCAGUGUAGCGGUUAAAUGUAACGAAAUGAGAUUUAUAACUCAUGGAAGUCAAGUUGGCACUACUCCAUGUUUGAACAUUGUGCAAAACCUACCACUGCCUGACAUUUAAUCAAAGUGAAGAGCACAUGGUACAUGUUUCACACGAUGUCAGGUGAGAAAUAUUGCCUUUGUGCUGUUUUGAUCACUCACUGGGUUGAAACAGGACAUCGAUUGCGAUUACACUGCAAACUGACCAUAUUAAUUCACAGAUGAUGGAGGAACGUAUUGUAUAGAAACCCAUGAAGUAUUGACCGUGUGCAGUCAGGAUCGGGGAAGUUAGUGUGAUUGUUUUCAACCCUACGUAACGUCCACAAGGUGCUCUUGUUCAUGUGAACAUCAAGCAGUCAUGACACCCUCUUGAUGAUGUCUAUGGAGCGUACUCUAUACACUGAAACCUUGCUAACUCUGACACUGUUGGUCCAGACAACUGCUUUGAGGUGAGGUGAAAUGGGGUUUAACAUCACUUUUAAGAUUUUUGAACUUUGUAGCAACAUGCAUGCAUGCUGUGUGGUUAAUGUCAGUUUUAUGGUACUUGUCACGACGUAGUUUAACAUAGAUACACCCAGCUCAGACACAGCAUACUGACUCCAAGCCUACUAGUCCUUGUUUUAUCCCCUUAAUGCCGAGCACCAGGCAGGGUAACAACAAGUAACAUCUUUCAGCCUGUUUUUGAAUGAUGUGGCAGGGGAUCGAACCACCAACCUUCCUCAUGCCAGGCAGACACACUAUCCACUAGACUAUGGAGGCGGUCAUUUCUGCUUGGAACAAUAAUAUUAUAUUAAAGAGAUGUUACUACAGUAUUUGCAAAACCUUUAACCAUGCCUAGUAGCACAAAAUUAUUUUUUGGCAUAAUAUAUAUUAAAGCGGGAAAAGAUAUUAAUAAAGAAUAUGGUCUUUCUUAGUGGCAACCAAACAGCAUUAUUAACUCAGGCUUCAACUAGUCCCUGAAGUUGCAGACGGCUGCAACAUACCCACGAUUUGUUGAUCCAGAAAUAAGUUCAUCCAUGCAGUUUCAUAAGGAACAGCAAUGUCUGUAUUACUGAGGUUUCACUGUUUAACUCUGAUGAUGACAUCAUAAUGAGGUAUAUCCAUACACUGUUCCCAUACACUCGUAUUGAAUGCCUGAACAUUGUUGCCUGGGCAGCAUAAUCACAACUAUAUUCAUUGUUAACUGUGUGUAAUAGAAAUUUAUCACAUUGUUUUUAACACUCUUUCUUUAUGGAACAGUCUACAUGUUAGACAGUUUCUGAAAAGUCCCAUACUUCAGUAUACUUUAGUCAUUUACCAUUCAGAUAGUAUUAAACUCAACUUAUCAAUGUUGACUAUUAUUCCUUUCAUUGGGUGAUCAUUGUUCUGUGCCUGCCUGUCCAAUGAGGCAGGUAACACAGCAAAGGUUCUGUACAGACUGUAUAUGAUGAUUGUCACUUACAACAGACUUACAAUUGACUGGAGUCUUUUUACUGCCUCCUUUCUGAGUUGUCUCCCUUAGCAAGGCCAGGAUCUGCUGGUCAUGGUUUCAAAAUUUGACCCCAUUAUGAUCAUUUGUUUGUCAACUUCUUACAUUAAGCUGAUCCACAUUGUUUAACUUAAGUGCUGUUCAAAGUAGCAUGCACGCACGCACACACACACAACUACAUACACACGGAGCAAAACACACACACACACACACAAACACACACUCACUCACUCACUCACUUUCUGGGGGCAUGUCGUCUAAGGCACCGCGAUUCGCU